Molecule: messenger RNA, 996 nt
Organism: Pyrgilauda ruficollis (rufous-necked snowfinch)
Lineage: Eukaryota; Metazoa; Chordata; Aves; Passeriformes; Passeridae
Product: thymidine phosphorylase-like
Exons: 6
Coding region: 1-996 (331 amino acids)
Biological process (GO): pyrimidine nucleobase metabolic process
Cellular component (GO): cytosol
Molecular function (GO): 1,4-alpha-oligoglucan phosphorylase activity
Source: RefSeq, a predicted model, not a curated record
AUGGACGCCCUGACCCCUCUCCCGGCCCUGAUCCGCAAGAAGCGGGACGGGGAGCGUCUGGAGGACGCCGAGAUCCGGAGCUUCGUGCGCGGCGUCACCGAGGGCACCGCGCAGCAGGGACAGAUCGGGGCCAUGCUGAUGGCCAUCCGGCUGCGGGGCAUGGACGCGGGUGAGACACUGGCCCUGACCCAGGCCAUGGCCAGCUCUGGCCGGACACUGGCCUGGCCGCCCGCCUGGCACGGGCUGGUGGUGGACAAGCACUCAACUGGUGGCGUUGGGGACAAGGUCAGCCUGGCCCUGGCCCCCGCGCUGGCCGCCUGUGGCUGCAAGGUGCCCAUGAUCAGCGGGCACGGGCUGGGCCACACCGGGGGCACCCUGGACAAGCUGGAGGCCAUUCCCGGGUUCCGCGUGUCCCAGAGCCCCGAGGAGAUGCAGCACAUCCUGGCGCGGGUGGGCUGCUGCAUCGUGGGGCAGAGCGCGGAGCUGGUGUCCGCGGACCGGGUGCUCUACGGGCUGCGCGACGUCACGGCCACCGUGGACAGCCUGCCCCUCAUCACCGCCUCCAUCCUCAGCAAGAAGGCGGCGGAGCGGCUCUCGGCGCUGGUGCUCGAUGUGAAGUUCGGGGAGGCAGCUCUGUACCCCACCCAGGAGAGCGCGCGGGAGCUGGCCCAGAGCCUGGUGGAGGUGGGCGCACACCUGGGCAUCCGCACGGCGGCCCUGCUGACCCGCAUGGAGCAGCCGCUGGGCCGCGCCGUGGGCAACGCGCUGGAGGUGCUGGAGGCGCUCGAGUGCCUGGAGGGGGGCGGCCCCCCCGACCUGCGGCAGCUGGUCACCGCCCUGGGUCAGUGCGGUGACACGGGGGGACACGGGGGGGGACAAGGAGGGGGCGGCCCCCCCGACCUGCGGCAGCUGGUCACCGCCCUGGGUCAGUGCGGUGACACGGGGGGACACAGGGCAGGACAGGUCUGCAGACAUGGGUCCUGUGUCCAGUCCUGA